AUGAAGUCUCUUAUCGUUCAGGCGCACCCUCUCCGCUGCAAGAUUGUUGAUGUCCCCGUCCCUCAGCCAGGUCCGCAGGAGGUACUUAUCAAAGUCAUCUACUGCGCGAGCAACCCACGCGAUUGGAAGGCUCCUGAUCACUUGAUCCCAGGUGAGGAUAUCAACCAAGGGAAUGAAAUGUCCGGAGUGAUCGAAGCAGUUGGAAGUGACGUCUAUGAAUUUCGAAAGGGUGAUCGGGUCGCUGCAGCCCACCCGAUACAGACUGCAAAUGGGACCUACGCAGAAUAUGCUACGGCACCUGUUAAUACAUGUUUUUUGCUGCCGCCUAACAUAUCACUUGAAGGUUCGUAUUUCGUUGUUUUGAAUACGUCCAUGUUUCUGACAAAAGUUCCUUCAGAGGGUUGCACUAUCCCGUUCGCCUUGUGUACAGCAGCUCUAGGAUUCUAUCAGCGACUUAAAAUCCCGUUCCCAACCUCGCCAAAUAAUGCUGAAGUUCAAUCACCGCUAAUCAUCUACGGUGGAUCUUCGUCUAUUGGAGCUUAUUCAUUGAAACUAGCGAAGCUCGGCCGAUUCACCAAAAUCAUUGCCGUCUGUGGGAGUGGGAGAGAUUAUGUCGAGUCAAUUGGCGUAGUGACCCACUUCGUUGAUUAUCGAAAGGGGAACGUUGUCAAUGACCUGAAGACCGCCUUGGAUGGUGAGAAAUGCUUGCAUGCCGUUGAUGCCAUAAACAACGGUACCAGCUGGAACCAUCUCGUGGCAGUCUUAGAGCCUGAGGGCAGUCGGAUGUCAGUCUAUCUGCCCCGUCUGGAUUACACCUCCAUUCCAACCCAUAUCACCAUCGGGCCUACUUUCGUCGGCACGGUGCAUGGUCAGCCCACACCUUACUGGGAUCAGAAGUGCGAUGAGGACGUGGACUUUGCCUAUGCUUUGUUUCGACUUGUGAGCAAGUGGCUCGCUGAGGGCAAAAUCAGCGGCCACCCAUAUCAGUUGUUACCUUACGGUCUAGCAUCCGUUGAAAAUGGAUUGCAACAGUUGAAGGAUGGAAAUGUAUGCGCGAAGAAGCUGAUCUACAGAAUCGCGGAUACCCCAGGCCUUGACUAUGUCUAG
This is a messenger RNA of Penicillium daleae, 1107 nucleotides long. Its product is annotated as zinc-binding alcohol dehydrogenase family protein. The transcript has a single exon. Lineage: Eukaryota; Fungi; Ascomycota; Eurotiomycetes; Eurotiales; Aspergillaceae. The coding region runs from base 1 to 1107 and encodes 368 amino acids. Gene Ontology annotation, molecular function: oxidoreductase activity, acting on NAD(P)H. The record is from RefSeq and is a predicted model, not a curated record.